Molecule: messenger RNA, 653 nt
Organism: Argentina anserina (silverweed cinquefoil)
Lineage: Eukaryota; Viridiplantae; Streptophyta; Magnoliopsida; Rosales; Rosaceae
Product: mitochondrial import receptor subunit TOM9-2
Exons: 1
Coding region: 77-406 (109 amino acids)
Biological process (GO): intracellular protein transport
Cellular component (GO): mitochondrial outer membrane
Source: RefSeq, a predicted model, not a curated record
GCAAGAUAAAAAGAGACCUCCACUCACCCACACACUCUUCUCCUUCGUCUUCUUCAUCUUCCUAUCUCUCUCUCUGAUGGCAAGCCAAGCUCGCAAAGGCGGAGUCUCCCUCCCGGAGCGGCGGAACCCUAAGAAGGACGACGGGGGCCCCGGAAUCCUGGCCAAGAUCUCCCAGUCCAAAAUAGUCGCCCGCGGCAAGCAGUACACCUCCGACACGUCGUUCGUCGUCAAUAAGCUUAUAAAGAGCACCGGCAGGGCCGCCUGGAUCUUAAGCACCACCUUCCUCAUCCUCGUCGUUCCCCUCAUCAUCGAGAUGGACCGCGACCAGCAGCUCACCGAGCUCGAGCUCCAGCAGGCCAACAUCCUCGGGACACCCCCCUCCGGCGCCGCUCCUGCUCUCAAGUGAAAAACCCUAACGGGCCGGGUCGGGCCAAUCGGGUACCGUACAUUUUACUAUAUCGCUAGGGUUUGGAAUUGGUGUGAACCUGCUGGGGAUUUUGUAUGCUUUAAUUUACUAGCUUUAGUUGAUGAGAUGAGUUUCUGUCCUUGACUGCAAUAAUUGAUACUUUAAGCAGUUUAAUUAGUUAUAUUGGAGCUUAAUUAUCUUUGAGUUGAAUUCAAUGUUCAAUAUUAUGUGCUCCCUGUUUUGCUUU